CGGCAGUGCUCAGACACAGUCUAUCUGACAUCCAGACACUAUUAGAGCAGUGUGCAGUAUCCUGCCCGGGACCGCGCACACCUACUAGUAUCACACAGCAGCACUAAGCUCCGGAGAACAGCACCUGCGGGCUCCCGACUCCAGAGCGCAGCACCUGACGGCAGAGUGUUACCUAGCAGCAGCAGACACAGCUGUCACAUGUCCAUGAGCGUGGAACCGCGCUGCCUGUCCCCCUAUGCCAGUUGGUGCUUGGAGCCAACUAACUUUUACGACCAGCGGUUAAGCGGCUCCCCAGCCCCUUACAAGCCCAGGACCAUGUGUGAGGAGCCGCCAGUGAGCAGCAGCACUACCCUGGCAGAGCUCAGCGCCGCCACAGCUAUUUAUGACGACGAGAGCGCCAUAGACUUCAGCACCUACAUUGACUCCAUGUCAUCUGUACCCAACCUGGAGUUGUGCAACGAUGAGCUCUUCGCUGACCUCUUCAACAGCAACCACAAGGCGGGCGAGCGGGCAGACUGUGGUGGGGACUACUUAGCCAGUAUUCUGGCCCUGAGGGGCGGCCCAGCUCUUAAGAAAGAGCCCGAAUGGAAUGGCAGCGACUUGCCCUGUCAAAUAGCCACCUGUGCCCAGACCAGCAUGAGCCUCCGACCUACUCCUCCCACCUCCCCAGACCCCUGCAGCUCCAGCGCCGCUAGCUCUGCCUGCCCGUCCCCUUCCUCCUCAACCUGCGGCGGGACCGGCAAGGAGAGGUCCGGUAAAAAGUGCCUUGACCGCUUCAGCCCAGAGUACCGGCAGCGGCGGGAGAGGAACAACAUUGCAGUGAGGAAGAGCAGGGACAAAGCCAAGAAGCGCAACAUAGACAUGCAGCAAAAACUGCUCGAGCUCUCUUCUGAGAAUGAGAAGCUGCACAAGCGCAUAGAUCUGCUCACCCGGGACUUAACCAACCUCAGGCACUACUUCAAGCAGCUGCCCCCCACAGUCACCAGCUUCCUGCCCAGUCUGGGGGGAAUUGACUGCCGGUAACCUGUUGCUUGUUGCUCACCCCCAACAUGGACUAUAACUAGUGAUACCUCAAGGACAUCUCAGCAGCAGGGGUGCCUGCACAUGAACUGUAACAGACUGAGCCAUAGACUAUUACUUUACUUUUAUAAAUAUAUAUAUAUUAUUUUAGUGCAAUAAGACAAUCUGACUGUAUACAAAACAAACAUAUGGGCAUGAUGGAUGUCCUGGUAAUGAAGCUGACACUGCUGGAUUUAAUUUGCAAAGCUAUGGGUGUUAUAGUUGGGGGUGCAUUGCCUGGUACUAAGCUUUAAGUAUUGCAGGAUGGGUGACUAGAAGCAGAAUGCCUUGUAAAGCUGGAUUCUAACUAUGCGUUUAACCAAUUGGCUCCAGAUACUUCUGGAAGCCAGUGGGUUAAACAAAGCUUUUAGUGGUUAGUAAUGGGUGCUGAGGGAUAGCAACCACAAGGCAAAUUCAGUUCCAGUUGCAAGCAUAUUUGUCAAAAAUUACAAUGUGAUUGUGGUAGAUAAUAUAACAACUUGGCUGUCAGAGACCCUCUCUGCAGCCAAGGGGGGUGACAUUAAUUUUUCAACUGGAAAAUAAAAAAUCAUGUGAGACAAAUGCUAAUUUACAAAUUCUCGUUAUGAAAUUAUAUGGUCAGAAUUCAUAUCAUGUGAUAGUGGCGCAAAUUAUUUAACCCUUAUUGCAUUUCUAGUGCCUUUACAAAGACUUGUGCCUUUUCAAGUAAAAUAUGAAUUGUAUGUUUGUUCAGGAAAUUGGCUAUAAUGCUUAGCUGUUUUGUGAUUUAUUUUCGUUGUGCCUUUAGGUAAGCAUUACAGCCAAUGGCACAGGUGAUCUUUAUGAUGCACAGGCAGAAUCCUGUAGUUGGAUGUACUGUAUGGGAAAGGCACACCAAGGAGAGUGCCAAACUGAAAUUGUGCUGGUCUUCAGUUUCAUUUAUAUGAAUGUGUAGCCUUAUGGGUGUGCUACCCCUGGAAUGUUUUUAUAAUCUCUUUACACCCCUAAAACAAAGCUAAACAUUUCCCCCACUUCCUUAAAUUAUUUUUUUUGUAAUGCUAGUUUUCUACAUUCUAUACCGAUGGUGCAGCUAUGGUACGUUUAAUAAAUAUAUAUAUAUAUAUAUAUAUAUAUAUACACAGAAAACUUUGUAUUGUAGAUAUUAGGGAAAAGAAAAUGAGCAUGCUCAACAUUUUUUAUAUGACCUUUUUACAGUAUUUGUUAUAAUAAUAAAUAUCGAAAACUA
This is a messenger RNA of Bombina bombina (fire-bellied toad), 2263 nucleotides long. RefSeq names its product CCAAT enhancer binding protein delta (gene CEBPD). The coding region runs from base 199 to 1023 and encodes 274 amino acids. Lineage: Eukaryota; Metazoa; Chordata; Amphibia; Anura; Bombinatoridae. The record is from RefSeq and is a predicted model, not a curated record. The transcript has a single exon. Gene Ontology annotation, molecular function: DNA-binding transcription factor activity, RNA polymerase II-specific; RNA polymerase II cis-regulatory region sequence-specific DNA binding. Gene Ontology annotation, biological process: regulation of cell differentiation; regulation of transcription by RNA polymerase II; DNA-templated transcription.